GUUGUAAUCGCUCUAACGUAUUGAGUGCAUAGCGCCAUCGAUGACGCCACCGUUUGAUAUGUCAGCUUGUAACAUCAAACACACGAAGCCGGCGGGAUGGUUCUCCCAUCGCUACCUAUAUAUUUGAGUGCUGAGCAACCGAAAUUCCAACUUCAAAUUCGUUCAAAGAUCAGCGACAUACCCACGCCCCCAGCUUGAAGCGAGACAGGAACCGUCACGUCUGGUCAGAAGCACUGAAUCAUGUCUUCCCAGGACAAGCUCAUCCUCUACACCAACCAUCGGUGCCCCUGGGCGCACCGGGCACAUAUUGCGCUGGCAGAACUCAAGGUUCCGUUCGAAGAGGUCAUCAUCGACCUGGACACGCCGCGGACUCCGGAAUACUUGAAGAUCAACCCGCGGGGCCUGGUUCCUGCUCUGUCGUACAACGGCGAGAUCAUCAUUGAGUCCGGAAUCGUCGCGCAGUUCCUUACCGACGCUUAUCCGUCCCAUCUGGUUCCUGCCUCCAACGCCCCGGGCGGUGCGCUCCGCCGUGCCCGCAUCGCCCUGUUUGUGGACGCUUUCACCACCAAGUUCAACAGCGUGCUGUUCGGUCUCUGGUCGGCCAAGACCGAGGAGGACAAGCAGGCGAUUGUCGAGAAGGCUGUCGCCGGCCUCGUCAAGGAGGUCGAGCCGUUGCUUGCCGAUGCGAAGCCCUUCUUUGGCGGUUCCGACAAGCUCACCUUGGCCGAGGUCCUGACCGGCUCAUUCGCCAUCCGUAUCAAGAGCCUGACCAGUGCCGAGGUCUAUCCCAGAACUCUCUGGACGGCCAUCAAGGAGCAGGCGCCAAACGUUGCCAAGUGGGUCGAGGCUGUGUCGGUCCAUCCCAGCGUGACUUCGAUUUAUGAGGAGGAGGCGAUUGUGGAGGGGACGCGGCGGAGACUUGAGAAGGCGAGCGCGAGCGCUUGAGACUUGAGCGCGUGUUCCUGAGUGGAAAGGCUACGUGAGUGACUCGAGUGAGUUGUCUGAAGACCGCUGCGGUAACUGCAGCGGUCUUCUUCCGGUUGCGUGGAUAGCAACAAAUUACAGUUUUUCCAGUAUGUC
Messenger RNA from Parathielavia appendiculata, 1080 nucleotides. Its product is annotated as thioredoxin-like protein. Gene Ontology annotation, cellular component: cytoplasm. The transcript has 3 exons. The record is from RefSeq and is a predicted model, not a curated record. The coding region runs from base 241 to 945 and encodes 234 amino acids. NCBI's taxonomy places the organism in Eukaryota, Fungi, Ascomycota, Sordariomycetes, Sordariales, Chaetomiaceae.